Molecule: messenger RNA, 735 nt
Organism: Nerophis lumbriciformis (worm pipefish)
Lineage: Eukaryota; Metazoa; Chordata; Actinopteri; Syngnathiformes; Syngnathidae
Source: RefSeq, a predicted model, not a curated record
AUGGGCGAGUGGGGCUUUUUGGCAUCACUUCUGGACAAAGUGCAGUCGCACUCCACCGUCAUCGGGAAAGUUUGGCUCAGCGUACUCUUCGUCUUCAGGAUUAUGAUCUUAGGAGCCGGCGCAGAGAAGGUGUGGGGCGACGAGCAGUCCAAGAUGGUUUGCAACACAAAUCAACCGGGUUGCAAGAACGUAUGCUACGAUCACGCCUUCCCCAUCUCGCACAUCCGCUUUUGGGUUCUCCAGAUCAUCUUCGUUUCUACGCCGACACUGAUCUACCUUGGCCACGUCAUGCACGUCAUCCACAAGGAGAACAAACUUCGUGAGAAAAUGCUCACGAGCACCGCGUCGUUGAAAAUUCCCAAGUACUCCGACGACAAAGGCCAGGUGAAGAUCAAGGGCGACUUGUUGGGGAACUACAUGACUUCCAUAGUCUUCCGCAUCAUCCUGGAGACGGCCUUCAUCGUGGGCCAGUACUACCUGUACGGCUUCAUCAUGGAGCCCCGUAUCGUGUGCAAACGGGAUCCGUGUCCGUUCACGGUGGAGUGCUUCAUGUCGAGGCCCACCGAGAAGACCAUCUUCAUCAUCUUCAUGCUGGUUAUGUCCUGCGUGUCAGUACUGCUCAACGUGGUGGAGGUCUUCUACUUGGCUUGCUCCAGCAGCGCGCGACGGAAAGCCAAAAUGGCCGCCAGGGGACUACGCUCGCCGUUGAAUAGCGGCGGGUUCACCAAGGCGUAA